Amaranthus tricolor (Joseph's coat) is the source of this 2528-nucleotide messenger RNA. RefSeq names its product ferric reduction oxidase 2-like. Gene Ontology annotation, cellular component: plasma membrane. The transcript is spliced from 7 exons. The record is from RefSeq and is a predicted model, not a curated record. Gene Ontology annotation, molecular function: oxidoreductase activity. NCBI's taxonomy places the organism in Eukaryota, Viridiplantae, Streptophyta, Magnoliopsida, Caryophyllales, Amaranthaceae. The coding region runs from base 43 to 2190 and encodes 715 amino acids.
CAAGACGACAAAGAAUAUCUUGGAGAGAGAAGGAGAGAAAAAAUGGAUACAAAAGUAGAGAGAGAAGUACAACUUAAGCAUGGAGGAGGAGAAAUAAAUGAGAUUAGGAAGGUGAUUAAGGUUGUAAUUAUGGUGGUAAUUUUGGGUUACUUAAUAAUAUGGUGUUUAAUGCCCACUAAUCUUUACAAAACUAAUUGGAAAGUUAAAAUGACAGCUGCCUUAAGCUCUGCUUAUUUUGGUACUCAAGGUUAUCAAUUGUUGAUAUACACAUUUCCUAUCUUAUUCAUUGCUGCUUUAGGAUCUGUGUACCUUCAUUUAGGAAAAAAUUGUAUUGAAUAUGAACCAAGGAAAGAAGAGAAAAGUGGAAGGUGGUUAGCAAGAUUGAGAAGACCAGUACUGGUUAGACAACCAUUGGGGAUCGUCUCAGGAAUUGAAUUAUCUUUUCUAAUGAUGUUCAUAGCCUUUUUUGUUUGGACCUUAACUAUGUAUUUGCAUAUUGGUUAUGCCAAUAUUAAGGUUCAAGGUUAUGGAGGAGGAAGAUGGUUGUAUAAGUGGGAGGCAACAACACUUAGGUUAGGGUUAACAGGGAACAUAUGCUUAUCGUUGCUAUUUUACCCGGUAACCCGUGGAUCAUCCAUAUUACAACUAUUCGGAUUAACAUCUGAAGGAAGCAUAAAAUACCACAUUUGGCUUGGUCACUUAACCAUGGCUACCUUCACUGCUCAUGGCCUUGGUUAUAUUCCUCUUUGGGCUGUUGCUGGUGAAAUUAAUCAGGCAUUAAAAUGGGAAAAAACAGGAGUAGCAAAUGUAGCAGGAGAAAUAUCCCUAUUAUGUGGCCUAAUCUUAUGGGCAGCAACAUUCCCAAAAAUUAGAAGAAAAUAUUUUGAAGUAUUUUUUUACACACACUAUCUAUACAUCCUUUUUGUUGUGUUUUUCAUGUUCCAUGUGGGAAUUGGGUAUGCAUUAUACAUGCUUCCUGGCUUCUACCUUUUCAUGAUCGAUCGAUACUUGCGUUUCCUCCAAUCGAGCCAACCUGUUCGUUUGUUGUCUGCUCGAUCCUUAGCGUGUGGUGCACUCGAGCUUAACUUUGCUAAAAGUAGGAGUUUAUGUUAUAAUCCUACAAGUAUUAUGUUUUUGAAUGUUCCUAGUGUUUCUAAGUUGCAAUGGCACCCUUUCACUAUUAGUUCUAGUGCCAAUUUGGAUCAAGAUAAGCUUAGUGUUGUUAUUAAGCUUGAAGGGAGUUGGAGUAGGAAGCUUUAUGACUUGAUCAAUUCUUCCUCGAUUGAUCGCCUUCAAGUCUCCGUUGAAGGCCCUUAUGGCCCUGCUUCUUCCCAUUUUCUAAGGCAUGAUACACUGGUGAUGGUGAGUGGAGGAAGUGGGAUAACACCAUUCAUGUCAAUCAUCCAAGAACUUGUUUAUGUGAGCACCAACUUCAAAACCCCAACCCCAAAAGUCCUCCUAAUUUCAUCAUUCAAAAGAUCAUGUGAUCUAUCCAUGUUGAAUCUCAUCCUACCACUCUCAGGAUCCUCUUGUGAUCUUUCAAGUCUCGAUUUACAAAUCAAAGCCUACAUCACAAAAGAUAAAGUACCAAAUGAAGACGUCUCAAACCAACCGCGAACUAUAUGGUUCAAACCAAAUGCUUCCGAUUCACCCAUUUCACCUAGCCUAGGUACAAACAGUUGGCUUUGGCUCGGAGCCAUAAUCAUGUCUUCGUUCGUUAUGUUCCUUAUUUUGAUGGGGCUACUUACGCGUUACUACAUAUACCCUAUUGAUCAUAACACCAAUGACAUCUUCCCUUCGGCUGCAAAAACUAUAUACUAUGUAUUGAUCCUUUGUGGGUGCAUGGUCCUUGUGGCCAGUGCUGCAUUCCUUUGGAACAAGAAGAAAAAUGCAAUGGAAAAUAAGAAAAUCGUUCACAUGGAAGGCAUAACACCAACCGCAACACCUGAAUCACGGUUCUAUAAUGCUGAUCGAGAGCUCGAGAGCCUUCCUCAUCAAUCUAUCCUCGAAUCUACUGAAGUUCAUUAUGGUGGAAGACCUGAUCUUAAGAAAUUGUUGUUCGAUUGCAAAGGGUCAAGUGUAGGAGUACUCGUUUCGGGUCCUCGUGGGCUAAGACAUGAGGUUGCAGCUAUAUGUGGGUCUGGUUUGGUGGAUAAUUUGCAUUUUGAAUCAAUCAGUUUUAGUUGGUAAGAUACCAACUUGGAGUCGGAAGCUAUAUUGAAGCAUGAGAACUUGCAUUUCUUUUACAGUAUAUAUAUAAUAUUACCUCUGUUCUGAAUACUUGUAAAUGAUGGUGACAUAUUUAAUGGAAAAAUAUCAUUAUCAGUAUAAAGUAUAAUGGAACAAGGAAGUAUAAUAUAAUCCCUUGACCUGUCUUUUUUGGUGUGUCCUAAAAUUUGAAGUUUCUAAUCAACAUACAUAAUGUACUAUAGUCUACAAAAAUGUGAUGUUCUGUACAAAUAUAAAUGGAAGGUGGAGCAAACUUCCACGAUUAGAGUGUAAUUCCAUCUUUUCUUUUAAAUAUUAAG